Molecule: messenger RNA, 1287 nt
Organism: Scomber scombrus (Atlantic mackerel)
Lineage: Eukaryota; Metazoa; Chordata; Actinopteri; Scombriformes; Scombridae
Product: CMP-N-acetylneuraminate-beta-galactosamide-alpha-2,3-sialyltransferase 1-like
Exons: 6
Coding region: 44-994 (316 amino acids)
Molecular function (GO): beta-galactoside (CMP) alpha-2,3-sialyltransferase activity
Source: RefSeq, a predicted model, not a curated record
CUGCAGAUUGAAACUGUUUCCCACUCACGAGGAUCACACAGUCAUGAUGAAUUCAAAGGUGAUCGUGUUUGUUGUCCUGCUGUGCCUCACUGGCUUUGGUCUGUUAUUGAGGGGAUACAUGCCAAAAUUCCCCCAGCUGCAGUACAUAAGCCACUUUGUCACUGCCUGUGACAAAUGUCUGACAAAAGACGACCCGUGGCUUAUGCAGCAUUUACACAAAUCUGUUCAACCAUUUUUGUCAGCAAACUACAGUCUCCCAGAGGAUGCUUUCAACUGGUGGAAGCAUUUACAGUUGGAAAGUCGUGAUUACGGCACCUACAGAACAACAGUGAACAGGUUGUUUCAGAUGUUUCCAAACAGUCCAGAUCUGGUAGAGUCUAGUCCUAAUCACUCCAGGAAUUGUGCUGUGGUGGGCAAUUCUGGUAAUUUGAGGGGAUCACAUUAUGGACCUCUGAUAGAUUCCCAUGAUGUUGUUAUAAGAAUAAACAAAGGUCAUACCAAAGGCUACGAGGCAGAUGUUGGUACCAAAACAACUCAUCGUAUCAUGUAUCCAGAGAGUGCCAUGGACCUGGAUGACUCUACUCAUCUUGUGCUGUUUGCAUUUAAGAUAAAAGAUCUUGAGUGGCUCAUCAAGGCCUUCAGCACAGGAUUUUUUGGAAGGUCAUAUGCGCCAAUAAAAUCCACCAUCAAAGCUAACAAAGAUUUGGUGAUGGUGACCAAUCCAGCUUUCAUGAGGUAUGUUCAUGAAAUCUGGCUUGAAAAGAAGGGCGGCUAUCCAUCCACCGGCUUUAUGGCAGUGAUUCUUGCCCUGCACAUUUGUGAUGAGGUUCAUGUGUUUGGUUUUGGAGCAGAUAAGGAUGGGAACUGGAGUCAUUACUUUGAAGAACUCAAAAACAAGAAAUUUAAAACUGGACUCCAUCCUGGAUCACAUGAGUAUGAUAUUAUCAAGGAGCUAGCGGAGCGAAAAAUCCUCCAUUUUUAUGCAGGGAGUUGAUCUGUGAAGCUGAGUCCUUACAACUCAAGAGGCAGCUAUGACUAACUGAAUGGGUACAUCUCAAGUCUCUUAGUUGAGGUUUUCUCACUCCUCACCUGUACUGAAGUUUUUCCGAAUUUGCACUUUGACAACUGUCCCAAGUCUCUUACUUCAGCUCUGAGGAGCAAGGAGCAAGGAGGGAUCCAUGAGGAGCCAAAGUGUGGAAACAUGAGACAUAUGAAAAUCACCUGGGCUAGACUACCAGGCAGAUGACUUUGGACACACUUUCUCAUUCAAGUGAAUGGGAAGCUGUA